AUGCCCAUGCCCCCAGCACCGGCGGCUGGGAUGGGUAUGGGUAUGGGUAUGGGCCUGGGGAUUGGUAUGGACGGAGGCAUGGAUAUGCCGCUGGGGGACGACUUUGUCGAUUAUGGGCCCGCUCCGGACCAAGACUUCGGACUGGAGAUGGCAUGGGGCAUGAACCCCAACUUCCGCCUAGAAGAGUUCGCCUCCGAAAGAGAUCUCGAAGGCGACAGGGAGACUACGUGCAACGAAUGUUGCUAUUCGUUCUUUGAUGCUUUGUGUGGGGUGCCCAGAGGCGCUCGAGACCUGAGGAGGGAGGCUGCCGGCGAUGGGGAGGUGGUUCUGGACGACAAUGAGAUGGCGGCGGUGUGA
This is a messenger RNA of Colletotrichum spaethianum, 357 nucleotides long. RefSeq lists its product as uncharacterized. The record is from RefSeq and is a predicted model, not a curated record. The transcript has a single exon. Lineage: Eukaryota; Fungi; Ascomycota; Sordariomycetes; Glomerellales; Glomerellaceae. The coding region runs from base 1 to 357 and encodes 118 amino acids.